Tachyglossus aculeatus (Australian echidna) is the source of this 1655-nucleotide messenger RNA. Its product is annotated as killer cell lectin-like receptor subfamily B member 1B allele B. NCBI's taxonomy places the organism in Eukaryota, Metazoa, Chordata, Mammalia, Monotremata, Tachyglossidae. The coding region runs from base 25 to 594 and encodes 189 amino acids. The record is from RefSeq and is a predicted model, not a curated record. The transcript has 5 exons.
CCAUUUUCCCUCCUUCCCGGAGCAAUGUCCAGAGACAUAGUCUACGCUGACAUCAAACUUCCCAGGAAAAAUCCUACUCCUUCCAGCCUUUCAGCUCCAACUCAAACCCAGGAUUCCCUUCAAUCCGGGCAGAGGCUCAGAGCAGCCUUGAAAUUGGCAUGUGCUAUGAUCGUUCUCCUCCUGAUAGCAGUGAUCGCUCUGAGCAUUUUAGCGGUGCCCAGACGACGAACGUGCCCAGCAGAAUGGAAGAUGUACCGAGGGCAAUGCUAUUGGUUUUCCAAAAACAGUGAAAAGAAAACUUGGGACCAGAGCACCGCAUUCUGUGCAGAGAAGAAGUCAAAUCUGGCAAAGAUUCAGAACAUAUGUGAUGUGGGCUUCCUGUGGUCACAGAUCCCAACCUCAAAGUAUUAUUGGAUUGGGCUGCACAUUCCGAGACCUGGGGGCAACUGGACCUGGUUGGAUGGCUCUGCCCUAGACUGGAACCUGCUCCAGGUUAAAGACUCAGCUGGAAACAACACAUGUGCUGUGCUCUCAAGGAAUGGGAUUUAUUCUGAAAACUUUAAGGUUGAAAAUGCCUGGAUCUGCCAGAAGUAGUAUGACCCCCUGAGCCCAAGGGAGGUUCCUGCUCCUUGGCCCUGUGUCUGAAGGGGAUGCAUGGACAGCAUGUGCCCUCCCUCUGAUCCCCGAUGUCCCAGCAUAGCCUGGGGCUUGGUGGGGGGGGACAGAGAAUAUCAUCUGGGUUCUUUCUUUUCAUUCUGUAGCUGAGUAGGGUGGUAACUAAAGGAAACAAAUUGCCCUUGGAGGAGGAGGAAGAGGAGGAGGAAGAGAGAAUUGCAUUUCCAACCCCAUUCCUCCCUCCCUCCCUGGCAUUGGUGGGAGGAGUCUGAAUCUUGAGGAAGAGAAGUAUCCAAACUCAGCUUCUCGAGUUCUCCCAGCUCUAUCUACAAUGUCCCCUGGGCCAAUUGAUGACUCCUCAGUGGACACAUCUACCCUAAGGACCUUGCGGGAUGGUUUGCUAAAGUGAAGAGAGCUUUCAGAGCCAGCCUAUGACUAGGAGAGCAAGACCUAGCAGCCACAUUUUCAGUCCAAUAAAAGGAGCUUGCAAACCCGGGUUUCACAAUUCACCUGGGAUCCCAAGGCUGAGCUUGUCAUCAUGCAAUACUUCCGAUUGGCCUGGGAGUCUAUCUGAUUGACAGCUGCUGCCCUGGACUGAAAUCAACCCCGUGUGUCUCUGGGCUCUGCUGCCAGUGAGCCUGCACACUGGGAUCUGCCCUAAGGAUCUCCAAGCCGGCAGCGGAGAGGGGCUGGAAAAUCCAAAAGACCGUCUCUGACGGUGACAUCGAUGUUCCUCAGCUGAGAUAAGUGACAGGAUGAGUGUGCUCUAUCUGACCUGUCCACGAUGCCCUGCGAUUACUCUCAUGUCACUGAUGCUGUCGGCAUGGCUUGUCUUGAGUAGAAACGUAGCCAGAACCAAGUUUCCAGAAGAAACUUUCCCCAAAAACGCUCUUGUCUUAUAUGGAUCACCGAAGUCCUGGUUAACUUAAGACGUUAUGGCAUUUACACACGUCAAAUGAAAACAAGGAUUAUUAUUGAAAUUGCCCAGCUGGAGUUACCCUAACAAAUACUUUCUACUAAAGGUACCUUUCCGUUUCUGC